Molecule: messenger RNA, 1291 nt
Organism: Papaver somniferum (opium poppy)
Lineage: Eukaryota; Viridiplantae; Streptophyta; Magnoliopsida; Ranunculales; Papaveraceae
Product: isoflavone reductase homolog PCBER-like
Exons: 5
Coding region: 104-1030 (308 amino acids)
Molecular function (GO): oxidoreductase activity
Source: RefSeq, a predicted model, not a curated record
UAAGUAUUAAACCUCACACUCCUACCUUCCACAGACAAACAAUUAGAACCAUCUCACUGAUAAUCUCUCCUGUUUAGCAUUCUUGUGUGAAUUCUUUUGAAAAAUGGCAGAAACAAUCAAGAUAUUGAUCAUUGGAGGAACUGGGUAUAUUGGAAAAUUCAUAGUAGAAGCAAGUCUGAAAUCCGGAAACCCAACAUUUCUUCUAGUUAGGGAAACCACCGCUUCUGAUCCAGUUAAAGGCAAAUUGAUUGAGAGCUUCAAGAACUCCGGCGCCACGCUGCUCUACGGAGAUCUUUAUGAUCACGGAAGUUUGGUGACGGCCAUCAAACAGGUUGAUGUGGUGAUCUCUACUGUCGGUUUUGGGCAGAUAGUGGAUCAAGUUAAGAUCAUUGCUGCCAUUAAAGAAGCUGGGAAUAUCAAGAGAUUCUUUCCUUCCGAAUUUGGAAAUGAUGUGGAUCGAUCCCGAGCAGUAGAGCCGGCUAAGAGUGCAUUUGAUGACAAAGUUCAUAUACGUCGAGCUAUUGAAGCUGAAGGGGUUCCUUACACAUACGUCUCUUCCAAUUUCUUUGCUGGUUAUUUUCUCCCGAAUUUGUCCCAGCCCGGAGCAACAACUCCUCCUAGAGACAAGGUCAUUAUCUUGGGUGAUGGAACCCCCAAAGCGGUUUUCAACAAGGAAGAAGACAUAGCAACUUACACAAUCAAAGCUGUGACCGAUCCAAGAACCCUGAAUAAAAUUCUAUACAUCAGACCACCAACCAACACUCUCUCAUUUAAUGAUGUAGUGUCCUUGUGGGAGAAAAAGAUUGGUAAAACUCUUGAAAAGGAAUAUGUACCAGAUGAGCAAGUUCUGAAGAACAUCCAAGAGGCCCCUAUUCCAAUCAAUGUUGUAUUAUCAAUUACACACUCGGUUUAUGUGAAAGGAGACCAGACUUAUUUUGAAAUUGAACCUUCAUUUGGAGUAGAAGCUUCAGAGCUUUAUCCCGAUGUUAAAUACACCACUGUGGAUGAAUACCUUGAUCAAUUUGUCUGAAAGAGUGCAUUACCUUCACCUACAACACCCCUAAGAGCUGUGUUGGAUUAAAACUUUAAUUAGUUUAUUUUAUUAAAAGUAAAUAAAGUAUGAAAAUCGCAAUCAUGUUUGUGCCUAGGAUGUCUGAUUGUUAAUUAGAUUUGCUUUGUUUCUGCGUGUAUAACUAUGUAUCUUUACGGUAUGAUGUGAAGUAUGAACUUCUUAUGUGUGUAGCAUAAGCUUUUAAUACAAAAUUACUGCAAACUAAUAGUGUUUUUAUUA